UGGUUCGCAAUUUUAUGGUUGUAAGUAGUGCCAAGUGCUAACCGAACCAAACUGAGCCCACUCGGCCGAGCCCAUUCUUCGCCCCUCCCAUUCCCCAUUACGAAAGUAGUUCGGAGCUAGCUUUUUUUUUUCAGAGUAGUGAAUUUGGGUUGGUUCAAAAUGGUGUCUUUUUUAGCCUUGCCUGCUAUUUUCACACCUUCCUUUUCUCUCUUCUCCAGAGCUUCGUUUCCAGCUCCCCCAUCCUCGCUUUUUCACAACCGCUUGGGCAGGUUUGGUGUCCGGAGCAGUUAUGCCGAAACAAGACUCGACGAGGAUUCCAACUCUGCUGCAAUAGAUGUUGUGGCUGAUGUUAAAACUGAAAGGGUUGUAGUCUUAGGUGGCAGUGGUUUUGUAGGUUCUGCUAUAUGCAAAGCUGCAGUAUCCAACGGCAUCGAAGCCAUUAGUGUAAGCAGGACAGGUCGCCCUGCUUAUCCUGGUUCAUGGGUAGAUCAAGUUUCUUGGAUACCAGGGGAUGUUUUCUACUUAAACUGGGAUGAAGUACUUGGUGGGGCUACUGCAGUGGUUUCAACCAUUGGGGGUUUUGGCAGUGAGGAACAGAUGCAAAGAAUUAAUGGUGAAGCAAAUGUUGUUGCUGUCAAUGCUGCAAAGGAAUUUGGGGUACCCAAGUUUAUCUUGAUAUCAGUGCAUGAUUACAAUCUACCAUCGUUUUUGCUUUCAUCUGCAUACUUCACAGGGAAGAGGAAAGCAGAAUCAGAGGUUCUCUCCAAAUAUCCCAACUCCGGUGUUGUGUUAAGACCAGGCUUCAUAUAUGGGAAAAGGAGGGUGGAUGGAUUAGAGAUUCCAUUGGAUCUAGUAGGGCAACCAUUGGAGAGAAUUCUAAGUGCUACCCAAAAUCUCACAAAACCGUUGAGUUCUCUUCCAGCCUCUGAUCUGCUCCUGGCCCCACCAGUUAGUGUUGAUGAUGUUGCACUAGCAGUGAUUAAUGCAAUCACAGAUGAUGAUUUCUUUGGCAUUUUUACUAUUGAACAAAUCAAGGAAGCUGCAGAAAAGGUCAGGGCGUGAAAUAUGCCUUGUGUAUGUAUAUAUAUAUAUAUAGAACAGAUAAAAUAUACAUGCAUCUCUGUAACCUUGUGACCCCCUGUUGGGAAAAUUUAAAUUGUCGAGCUAUUUGUACAAAUUUUCUCGAGGGACAAGAUUUAUAUAUAUGAUAUAUAAUAUAGUUUUCCCUAA
Molecule: messenger RNA, 1230 nt
Organism: Ziziphus jujuba (common jujube)
Lineage: Eukaryota; Viridiplantae; Streptophyta; Magnoliopsida; Rosales; Rhamnaceae
Exons: 7
Coding region: 160-1062 (300 amino acids)
Cellular component (GO): mitochondrion
Molecular function (GO): protein-containing complex binding
Source: RefSeq, a predicted model, not a curated record